CUCCCUUCCCAUCCCCAUCCCAUCCCAUCCCAUCCACCUCAUCCCCGUUCAUUCAUUCCCCAUCGCGUCACCACCUCCACUUUCUGCCUAUCCACCUUCUGCUGCGCUCCCCGACAGGGAAAUACAGCCGUCUUCCCCCCUCCAACCCACCUAAUAAGGGUCGUUGUUGUCUGCUGCUGCUCUCUUCUAUAGUCUGCUGUGCUACUCUGCGCAAGUCGCUAGGCUCCUGUCGAAUCGCUCUUCGCCAGGAUGAGGCGCCAAAACCGCUCCUGCGACCAGUGCCGCAAGGCCAAGCGGGCAUGCGACGCGCCCUCCCUGUGGGACAUCCAGCGCAACUCGGAAAGGCUCCGCACCGGCACUGACGCUUCAUCUGGCGUUUCCCUCGCCGAAGAACAUCUCGAUGAGAUAGACUCCCGCGCCCUACGAUGCUCCUACUGCCUCCGAACCAGAAAACAAUGCACCUUCCAUUGGGUUCGCGCCCAGCUACAGACCGGCCCUCCCGGUGACGUUUCAACUCAAGCCGGCACCAAUGCUCGUCGCGUCCCCGAUCCUGCGCGGGCAAAGGCCAAGCGCCAGCGUCCGCGCCCUCAACCUGGCCCCUCGCCCACCCAGACGGCUCUCCCGAUCACCGGCCUCGACGUCAAUGCCACUGCGCUGCUCGACAUGCUUCAGGCGCCGCCCUCGACUCACGACUUGACAAGCUGGGGUCCAAUGGAAACUGGCUUUGCCAACUUCUCGGGCUUCCCCAACUCCGCCUUCGACCCGAUGCCCAUGAAUGGUGUCUUCAACACCUCCGCUUUCGACACCGGCCUGCACCCGAACAUACUCGGCCCUCUCGACCCGAAUUCAACCCCGUCACACCCCCACCCGUUAGACCUCUCCCCAGCUCCCGAUCUGCCUACGCAUGGCCUGCACCAGACUCGACACCAAUCUACAACUGAAGAAGAUAAUGGUGAGAACGGGUGGCCAUUGACCCAGACCCGCUCCGCGCCCGAUCUUCCUUUCCAGCCGUCUCCCUCAGCCUCCAACUCGUAUGAAAGCGACAUCUCCUCCCGGUCGCUCAGCGCCCGCCACUACUCAGACAGUGUGGCCCGAAGUUAUGGCACUUCGAUUUCGCCCUUCUCCGCAGCCCACCUCAUGGCCACGAAUACCAACAAAGGUUUGAUUUCGGACAAUCUCAUGCGCAUCUACCACGAUGUUCUGGAACACGCCUUGUCGUGCUGGCUGUCCGAAGAGACAUGCCCGUACCGGCCCAACUCUGUCGUCCGACCAUCCUCGAAUGGGGUCAGCUGGUUGGCGUCCAACUUUGAGAAACUGAAUGUUCUCGACCAUUACGAACCGAAGCAGCAAGACAAUAGGAUAUACCGCCGUGUGGUCAAGCUCGAUAAAGUCGCCCAGUCAACCAAGUUGAUUAAGCUCACGAGAUCGGAGGACAAGGCCGCGUCAAAAGCCCUCCAUCUGGCUAUCAUGGCCUUCGCCACACAAUGGGCCCAGGGUAGCCAGCGCGAACGUGAGAGGUUUCCCCAAAGUCUAGCAUCCCUUGACAGCACAGAUUUCGCCGACGAUAUGAAUGCCGACUUCGACCGCACACUCCAGAAGUCAUUUUGGGCACAGGCGAAACGCGCUCUCCAGGAUUGCUCAGAUAUGGAAUGCUUCAGGGUGGUGUGUGCGGAUUUGAUCAUGGGACUGGCCCAGAAGCCAAUGGAUGACGAAGAUCUCGCCUUUGACAGAAGGGACAGCAUGCCACCCAAUGGUUUCGGUGGUGACAGCCCCAUCGUAGGUGGAGAAGGCUCCAUUGCAUCGCAAAUUAGCGACAUUAUCGCUGCCGAAGGGCCGCCAGUGUUUAUGGAACGGGCAGCUCGGAAGAUGCAUGCUCUCAAGUUCCAAUACGAGGCCCGCGAGACGGGAGUGCUUGACUCGUCGAAGAGCUCCCUUGGACUAGAAAGGGCCACUAGCGCCGAGUCCCUCAGCGACGAAGAAAGAGGCACUAUUGGCCUCGUCUACUGGAUGACUGUCAUGUUCGAUACUGUCUCAUCUUCAAUGAACGGCCGUCCUGUCGUCGUUUCUGAUGAGGAGUGUCAUCACGAUCCGACAUAUCCAUCGUAUCCAGACCGCCCGGAGCAUGACGCCUUUAACAUCGAAUAUAGCCCCCAUGAUGCCAGAUGGUGGGCUGAGCUUUUCGUCAGAGAGGAUGUGGAAGGAGUACUGCGCUGGCCGUGUUCGACGGAAACGGCUACCAAGGGCGUUGUGGCAGCAGCACCAGUCAAGGUGAUAUUGUUCAGGCACGUCUCGUAUUUACAGAAUACGGUACGGAGCAAAUACCGAGGCGAGGCCGUUGAGAAGGUCAUCUCGAAUUCCAUGGCCGUCUACAAACACUGGAAUGUGACCUACGGAGCAUUCUUCCGAGAUCUCGUUCAUCAGUACGACUCAGUUCCAACACAUAUCCAGAGCUGGUUCGUAUGCGUCGUCGCGCAUUUCCACUGCGCCGCUCUCCUCCUUGCCGAUCUGAUUGAGUUGGUGGACGAAAACAACCUCGGCAUGGAAUACUCUACACAGGUCCGCCUUAGAGUCGACGUGGUCAGGUACCUACGACAGGACAGCGCCGCGAUCCUCUCCGACCUCGCCCGGGUUUCAACGUGCCCCCGAGCUGGUGAUAUUCCUGGCACCCAUGUAUCUGAUCUCCACUUUGCCGUUGUUGAGGGUUCGAUCUUGACAGAGCCUUGGACCAUGAUCCUAAUUCGGGCAUUCACCAAGGCAGCCAUCCUUCAUCUGACUGAGGUGGAGGAGUCAGUCCGACACGACCCAUCCUCGUUGGAAAGUCCUACGAUAAUGAUUUUGGCCAGGCGGUGUGAGGACUGUACCAAAGCCCUCUACUGCUUGGGGAAGAAGUCAGACAUGGCACGGAAUAUUGCAAGUAUUCUUUCUUCGGCGUUGAUUCCAUAUUUGAUGCCGACGGGCAUCUCAGGUAUUCUAACCUGAGUGUAUUUGAUGGUAAGGCGUGUCUAUUUCUUGCUUCUCUCACCCUCGUUAGGGUUCGGUUGGAUAUUGGGUCUUGUGUACACCGAAUUAAGGGAUCAGCGGUAAAAUCGGCGAAUCUCAUGUGUCAAUUAUCAGGGACUAUCUAGGACCUAUUUAUUGCAUGCCACGUUCUGCUUUGUGCUUGAGUCAUGACUCUAACUCUAAUGGAAAUGAAUAUUACUCGUA
This is a messenger RNA of Ilyonectria robusta, 3204 nucleotides long. RefSeq lists its product as uncharacterized. The coding region runs from base 250 to 2979 and encodes 909 amino acids. Lineage: Eukaryota; Fungi; Ascomycota; Sordariomycetes; Hypocreales; Nectriaceae. Gene Ontology annotation, molecular function: DNA-binding transcription factor activity, RNA polymerase II-specific; zinc ion binding. Gene Ontology annotation, biological process: regulation of DNA-templated transcription. The record is from RefSeq and is a predicted model, not a curated record. The transcript is spliced from 2 exons.